CGGAGCGUGUGUAAUAGCCGUUUAGUGAGCCAACGGCCACGAUGGAGCGGAUUGUUUCCAUAACGUUUAUCUGUUCCCCCAACGGUCGAAAAAUUCAACCAAUCAAAAAUUGUUCCCUAAUACAGUUCUUCCCCCUUUCUCUAUAUUUUCAAUCAUCGAACCUAAAUCAAAAUCAAAUAUUCCAAUCCAAAAUUCAUCCCCCAUUCUCUGUAUUUCCGAUCAUCGAUUACUGAAAUUUCUUCUUUCACUGAGAUAAUUCGAACCAGUUAGAGAGAGAAAAAAAUGAGUGUGGUGCAGUUUCCAGAAGCCAUGGAUUCUUCUUCCGCAGAUGUUCAGAUAUGGAACAACGCCGCUUUCGAUAACGGAGGAAUCUCUGAAGAUUUUACGGGGAGUAGGCAAUCCUGGGGUUCGUUGAAGUCGGUGUUCGCAAACCCUAAAUCGUCGUUCGAUUCGGUUUCCGAUAAAGAGAAUCGGAAUGAUGUUCUGGAGAAUCAGAUUUCGUCUGUUUCUGUUUCUUCUUCUCUCAACAAGUCUUCAAACGCAACGCCGUUCAAGCCGGUCAACGCAGAUCGGGCUGCCGAGAAAUCGAGGAUUAAAAGGGGUCUUGUUGAUGAAGAUGUAGUUUUGAAGUUGAAAAUUAGGGAUGAGAAGAAAAUUGAUGAAGAAAUCGAAGAGGUUGAGUCUGAAAUUUGUAGAUUGAGUUCAAGAUUGGAGGCUCUGAGGCUCGAGAAAAUCAAGAGGACCGUAAAAGCCGUCGAAAAGAGAGGAGGGAGAGUUGUGCAGGCGAAGUUUAUGGAGCAGAAACAGAGUGCUAAGAAUGAAGAGAUUUCAGUUCCAUGUUUGAGUAGUGCAAGAACAAAGGUUCAGAGAAGGGGGAUCAGUUUGGGGCCCGCCGAGAUUCUUUCUGCCGGGGGCGGCGGGCGAAGAGGGAUGAGUAUGGGGCCCACCGAGAUUUUCGGAGCGACGAAAUCGAGGCAAGAUACAAUGAUCAAAACCACCCCUCUUCAGAGUAGAAGGAAAUCUUGUUUCUUCAAGUUGCAAGAGAUUGACGAAGAGAAAGCGGUGCUGCGCAAGGAGAGGUGUAGCUUAAGUCCGAAAUCGAGAAAACUCGCAGCAAAGACUCCUUCAAGGCAGGCUGUAACCACAAUUUCAUCGAGAAAAAAUCUGAAGAAAGAAGAUGCGGUUAUCAGCUCGAUUCAUCCCAAGAAAUUGUUCAAAGAUGGGGAAAAGUCGGUCCCACCGACUAAUAAGAAGCCGUUAAUAAGGCCGGGGAGAGUUGUGCCCAGCAGGUACAAUCAGAGUACAACGACAACUAACGGUAAUCAGAGUGCAUCGGUAGUAAUGAGAAAGAGGUCUUUGCCGGAGAAUGAUUUGGAACAGGGCAAGAGAGACGAAAAGAAACGGUCUUUAUCGGGUGAUGAUGCGAACGAGAAGAAGAUCAAUUUAGGCACGGAAAGCCGUGUGAAGAAACGGUGGGAGAUUAAUCCAAGUGAGAUUGUGGUUCAUGGUAGUACUAGUGCGGUUGAGGCGGAUUAUUUGCCGGAAUUGCUUCCGAGGAUUAGGAUUGGUCGGUGCAAGAACGAGAGCCCAAGGGACUCCGGGCCAGCUAAAAAGGUGGUCGAGUUGAUUGGAAAGAAGUCGUUUUUUGGGAGUGACGAGGAAACGGACAUUGCAUCGGUUUGUCAAGCACUUAGCUUCUACGGGGAAGGGGAAGACGAAGACGAAGAAUAAAUUCCCGUUCAUCAUCGAUUCUUGAUGACGCAUUUGCGAGCGGGGUUGUUUUUGCUUCUGUGUUGAGUAAUGUAGUUAGUAUAUAGAAGCUGCUACUUUUGUUGUGAAAGCUCGAAUAAGUAAGUGGAUUUAGCUCGGGUUUUUUUUUUCUUUUCUGUAUGUGGUUUUUUUAAUAUGUUGAGACUGUGGCCAACGAGCAUACUCGUGCUUUUUGUAUGUAAGAAAGUUGGAUCUUUUUACUAUCGAAAUUGUUUUUUUCUAUGCCUUGUGAUGGUGGAUGAUGAUAUUAUUGCAAGUGGAAAUUGUGAAUUCGCCAAUUUUGUGCUG
This is a messenger RNA of Erythranthe guttata (spotted monkey flower), 2058 nucleotides long. RefSeq lists its product as uncharacterized. The record is from RefSeq and is a predicted model, not a curated record. Lineage: Eukaryota; Viridiplantae; Streptophyta; Magnoliopsida; Lamiales; Phrymaceae.